ACACGAGUGGUGUUGACGAGAAAACAAAACCGUAACUUAACGUGACGGCGAUACUUUAUUCAUAUCCAUUCUCUCUAUUCCCCGUCUCACCUAACCGGAACGACAUGAUACUCUGAACGUCGUCGUAUCAUCUCCGACCUAUUCCAUUACCAAACAGGCGAUCCUCUCACAAAAUUUUACACUUGUCAUCACCAGCAAAUCACACCAUCAUGAUCACCACGCAGAGGAGCAUAGGAGGAGGGGGAUCUACACAGAGCCCUAGAUCUCCUCAAUCAUCUCAGCCGUAUUUAUCAGUUUCAGUUACGGAGCCUGCUAAGAUGGGCAAUGGUGUUCAGGCUUAUAUCUCCUACAAGGUUAUCACCAAGACAAAUUUUCCAGAGUAUCAAGGCGCAGAAAAAAUAGUUAUUCGAAGAUAUAGCGACUUUGUUUGGCUACGCGAUCGUCUUUUUGAGAAGUUUAAGGGAAUCUUUAUUCCUCCUCUUCCAGAGAAGAGCACUGUAGAAAAAUUCAGAUUUAGUGCGGAAUUUAUCGAGAUGAGGCGUCAGGCAUUGGAUAUAUUUGUUAACAGGAUUGCUUCACAUCACGAGCUUCAGCAAAGUGAGGAUCUGAGAAUUUUUCUGCAGGCAGAUGAACAGACAAUGGAGAGAGCACGAACUCAGGAAACUGGAAUUUUCAAAAAACCUUCCGACUUUAUGCAGAUAUUCAAGGAUGUUCAAUCUAAAGUUAGUGACGUCGUUCUUGGGAAGGAAAAGCCAGUUGAAGAAUCAAAUCCAGAAUAUGAGAAACUGAAGAACUACAUUUUUGAGCUUGAGAAUCAUUUAGCUGAAGCUCAAAAGCAUGCAUAUCGCUUAGUGAAGAGACACCGAGAGUUGGGGCAAUCUCUAUCAGAUUUCGGAAAGGCUGUCAAACUUCUGGGUGAUUGUGAAGGUGAGGCACUUGGAAAGGCAUUCUCUGAACUAGGGGCAAAAUCAGAGAUUUUAGCAAUCAAGCUGCAAAAGGAGGCUCACCAUCUCUUGAUGAACUUUGAAGAGCCUUUGAAAGAUUAUGUACGCGCUGUGCAGUCUAUUAAGGGAACGAUGGUGGAAAGAGCCAAUGCAUUUAGGCAGCAAUGUGAAUUGGCCGAAACAGUGAAACUAAAGGAAAUAGAUCUCAACAAGCUCAGGUUGAUGCGAUCAGAAAAGCUGCUAGAUGCUGAGCAUGACUACGAGGAGCUCAAGACUGAAUGUGAGGAAGCAACAAGAAAAUUUGAGAAUAUUGUGCGGCUGAUGAGUGAAGAGAUUGUGCGUUUUCAAGAGCAGAAAACAAUUGAUAUGGGACUUGCGUUCCAUGAAUUUGCCAAGGGACAGGCCCACCUAGCUAAUAGUAUUGCUGAUGCCUGGCGAAGUCUUCUUCCGAAGCUUGAGGCUUGUUCUUCCUCCUAGCAGAUUACGCAAGUGACAGAAGUACCUUCAUUGGGUCAGUUCCUGGGUAUCCUGCCCUAGGUAGUCUGUGCGAUGUAAAGACUUACAGAGCCAUGUCCAAAAUUUACUUGGUAAAUUUUCAUGUUGUAAUGUGUACAAACUUAUCAGAAAGUAUGUUCUGAGAUCUUAGGGAUGAAUUCUACAGAGCAAAAUGCAACUAUAUCUUAUGCUCUUUCUUAGGUGUACUCGUUGGUAUUAAUUUUAUGGAUUUAAUUUAAAAACA
Molecule: messenger RNA, 1683 nt
Organism: Daucus carota subsp. sativus
Lineage: Eukaryota; Viridiplantae; Streptophyta; Magnoliopsida; Apiales; Apiaceae
Product: sorting nexin 1
Exons: 11
Coding region: 210-1421 (403 amino acids)
Cellular component (GO): endosome
Molecular function (GO): phosphatidylinositol binding
Source: RefSeq, a predicted model, not a curated record